UUUAUCUAUUCGGCACUUGACGCCCUCGCCUAAUUCUUUUCCUCCACUUUAUUUUUUAUUUCUUGGUUGUGGAAAAAACAUUAUAUCAUCUUACUGCUCCACAUCGCUUUUCUUCAGACAAGUAAUAUACACACCUAAUCAUGCUCAAGUCUCUGAUCGGUCUGGCCCUCGCGGCGACCGCAGCAGCCAAGGAGGUCACAUACUACUGGGAUGUCACCUAUACGAAGGCGAACCCGGACGGGCUCUUUGAGCGCCAGGUCUCGCUCAACGACACGCUGGUGGUCGAGAUGCGCAACUCGCUCAACGAGCUUACGACCCUGCAUGCGCACGGGCUGUACCAGAACGGCACCAACUACUAUGACGGACCCGACAUGGUGACGCAGUGCGGAGUUCCGCCGGGUAGCAACAUGACGUACCGGAUUCCGAUCCAGCAGACGGGCACGUACUGGAUCCACUCGCACUGGUCGGCACAGUACAUCGACGGCUUGCGGGCGCCCUUGAUCAUCAAAAAUCCCGACGAGCCGCACGAGUACGACGAGGACAUCACCCUGACAUUCGAGGACUGGUACCAUGACCAGUCGGCCGACCUGCUGCACGAGUUUUUGAACUGGAAGAACCCGGGCGGCGCCGAGCCUGUUCCCAACAGCGCGCUGAUCGGCAGCGUGGGCGGGGCGACCAAGAAGGUGCUGGACUUCAAGCCCGGCAAGACGUACAGGAUCCGUCUUAUCAACAUGUCGGCGCAGGCCAUGUUCCAUUUUUCGAUCGAUGGGCAUGAGAUGCAGAUCAUCGAGCCCAUGACCGUGGGCAAUCGGACAUCGGUGCUGGUGACGGCGCUGAACUCGACCGACAACAACUACCAGUUCCACGCAGACAUGGACAUCACCAUGUUUGACAGCACGCCGCCCGGGCUCGACUACAACUCGACCGGCAUCAUCCAGUACGCGGCCGAUGCGCCGAUCAAGGAGGGCUACGAGGCCGACUGGUCGUUCUUUGACGACGCCACCCUGGUGCCAUACAAGAAGGUGCCUGCGUUUGGCUUUGACGUGAACUACAACUUUGACGUGUGGUUCCUGCAGUUCACCGACUCGUUCAACCACUGGCACAUUCAACAACAACACCUGGCCAACAACAAGACCGUCUAUGGCCCGCAGACCAACGCCGAGGUGAUCCAGAACAUGCAGGAGGUGCAGUUUGUCAUCAACAACUACGACGCAGGCACGCACCCGUUCCACCUCCACGGCCACCACUUCCAGAUCGUCGGCCGUGGCGAGGCGCCCUACGACCCGACCAACAACCCGCGGCCCAAGACCCCGCCAAUUAUGCGCGACACCGUGACCAUCCCCAGCAUGGAGUACGUGGUGCUGCGGUUCCGCGCCGACAACCCGGGCGUCCAUCUGAUGCACUGCCAUCUGCUGUUCCACGCGCUGUCUGGGCUCAACAUGAUCUUUAUCGACCUCGAGGUGCCGCAGCAGAUCUACGACCACUGCGAGGCACGCGGCAUCAAGACGUCGGGCAAUGCUGCUGGCCGCGAGGGCUUUGACCUCACCGGUGCCCCGUACGGUCCGUUCGUGUACCCGCAGGGCUGGACCAAGAAGGCCAAGGGCGCGCUGGCCGGCUGUGUGAUCUCGGCGCUGCUGGGCAUCUGCACUAUUUUCUGGUACGGCUGGACCUCGCAGAAGGCUUACAAGCCCGUGAUGACCGUCGACCCGGCCGAGAACAUCAACCUGCGUGACGAGAACGAGCGGAUCGGCGAGGUUGCUCGUCUGUGAAAGCCCCUGUCUAAUUAAUUGCCUUUAAUCCAUUAUUUCGUUGUGCAACAGCAGCAACAACAAAGAAAACCUGUUACAUAA
Messenger RNA from Linderina pennispora, 1850 nucleotides. Its product is annotated as Cupredoxin. Gene Ontology annotation, biological process: monoatomic ion transport. The transcript is spliced from 6 exons. Bases 141 to 1769 code for a protein of 542 amino acids. The record is from RefSeq and is a predicted model, not a curated record. Lineage: Eukaryota; Fungi; Kickxellomycota; Kickxellomycetes; Kickxellales; Kickxellaceae. Gene Ontology annotation, molecular function: copper ion binding; oxidoreductase activity.